AUGUCCGCCGUUGUAGCCCCUGGCGGGAGGGCUGUUAGCGGGGUUGUUCUUAACGAAGCUGCUGCUGCUAGCGGGUCGGUUCUUAGCGGGGAUCUUCUGGCAGGCGGCGAUGCGGCCGCGGCGCCAGUGAUAGUGUUAGGGGAGGAGCAAAUGGUGGGGGUCGGAGAAACCGGAAAGAAGGUUCCUUUCUACCUGAGGGAGGCGAAGCCAGGAGUGAUCGAACUGUCUGCAGCCACUCUGCCCCACGUGCUGCGGCUCAGGCCCACCCUGGUCAUGUUCUACGCGCCCUGGUGCCCCUACUGCCAGCGCAUGGAGGCCGCAUGGGCGGCUCUGGCGGAGAAGCUUCAUCAGGAGAGCUUCAACGUGCAGGUUGCUUGA
Molecule: messenger RNA, 378 nt
Organism: Closterium sp. Naga37s-1
Lineage: Eukaryota; Viridiplantae; Streptophyta; Zygnematophyceae; Desmidiales; Closteriaceae
Source: the annotation of a GenBank genome assembly